This is a messenger RNA of Klebsormidium nitens, 2834 nucleotides long. NCBI's taxonomy places the organism in Eukaryota, Viridiplantae, Streptophyta, Klebsormidiophyceae, Klebsormidiales, Klebsormidiaceae. The record is from the annotation of a GenBank genome assembly.
GGUGAAUUAGCGACUCCCUCAUGAACAGCAAGUCCAGUUUUCGCCUGCACCUUGGCAGCCUCCUCCGUUUUCAGAACUUCAAAGAUUUUCUGAGCAGCAGGUGCCAACAGUGGCAGGAGAGGGGGUCGCCUGUCGCGAACUGGAAGCUCCUUCAAGAAGUUGGUGAGACCAAUCUUCCUGAGCACUCACACUAUAUUAGCAUAGCCGUGGGCAUCGAGGCGCAGGGGAUAGCUUCUUGAGUGCACACAGCCAUGCAGCAGCCGCAGCCGACCUACGGGUAUGCGACCCCGAGUUCGUAUCACGGGGGAGCGCCAGGCUAUGGUGAAUCAGGGCACCCUGUAGGAGAGGGCGGACAGCCUUACGGAGGUGCAUAUGGAAGCACUCCGGGUGAGGGGUAUGCUUACGGGACCACCUCGCAGCCUCUUUCUCACCAAAGCCCCGAGUACGUCCCCAACUAUCACUCCCCCAAUGGGGUGUAUCCUCAGGAGCCUAAUCAUGCUUUUGCUGGAGGAGCCCCAAGCUAUGUCGCUCCGUCUGGACCGCCACUCGAGCCCCAUGCAGCAGCAAACAACUAUGAUACUCCAGCCCCAUAUGUGAAUGGUCCAGUGCCUCACGGCAUUUCAAACCCUAAUCCGCAUGGAUCUGACAGGCCUCCUCAAAAUGAACCCCAAGGAUCAUAUGGAGAACCAGCUCCUUCAAAUUAUGGGUACACGCAGUCGUACGGGAGUACCCAGCCCUCAGGAUAUGAAAUAGCAGGAGGGUUGCAUGGGACUGCACCAAGCAGUGUUCCGCCCAGCUAUGCAGAGGGACCUUCGUCAUUUGGAGCUGGGCCAGCAGCUUAUGUUGGAGAACAGGCCAGCAUGGGUGCAACCCAUGGACAUUAUGCACCUGGUCCAGCAGCUGCCCCCGCCGCUUAUUCACACAGCGAUACUGGCUAUGGAGCUUUGUAUGGGGCGCAAGCGGAACCAGCAGCCUAUCCUGUCUAUGAGUCAUCGUAUGGAUCUGCGCAGCCAGCUCCCUACAGCCAGCAAGCUCCGCCCCCUGCCACUUCCUCCUACUCCAACCUGCAUGCGCCGUCAGACAUUGGUGCCAAGCAGCCGUCAUAUCUCAGCACUCCACCCCAGUCAAGCAACCCUCCAUAUGAUAGCAUCCACGCAGGCCUCAGCUCUUUGAACCUGGGGAACCCGGUCUCUAGUGCCAAGCAGCCAAACUAUCUGGACAGGGCAGACUCUGGGAGCAACAAUCUGAAUUCUUUUAAGAGCAGCUAUGGAGGGACCAUCCGCUACGAAGCGCCACGCACGAGCAGCCACAGUGCACCUCGGGCUGAGUCGAGUGGCCAUGGCAGGAGCAGUGCGUCGUCAGAACUGAUUGAUAUUGUGCAGGGGCCUGGUAGCGUAGGGGGCAGCAGCUACCGGUCUGGGCGCGCUCAGCCUGCUGAUACUGUGGAAGGGGAGGGGGGAAUCCAGCGGUACAAGGUUCGGCUUAUGCCUGAGGACGGAAGCGCAGGGUCAGCUCAGCAGGUCCAAUGCCAAAUUGCUCUGGACGGUGUUCGCUUGUUCAACGCUGAUGGGAAGACGACGCUGCGCAUCUAUCCCCUUGAAAGCAUCACACGGUGGGCCGUCCAGCAGCCAACGGUGUUCACGUUCUGGGCUAAGACUGCGGUGGACGUGGAGCAGAGGGCGGUCAAGCUCGCAUCCAACGAGGGGACAACCACCGCAAUCCUGGACACGCUGACGGCGGCGUGCGUGCAGGUGGGAGACUUGCUCGAAAAGGAUUCGGGCGGCUCUCAGCACCUGACGGCCGCAUCAGUGAGUGCGGCCAGCUCGGAUAGCGCCAAGCCCAAGGGAAUGUCCAUUCUGGAGUGGGUCGCCAAGAAGCCUGUGGUGGAAGAAAAGCAACACUGGAUUCCUGAUGAGACUGUGACCAAGUGCUCCAGUUGUGGGUCGACUUUCACCGCUUUCAACCGGCGCCACCACUGCCGCAACUGCGGGGAGGUCUUCUGUGACAGUUGCACAAAGGGCAGAAUAGCUCUAACCAGCGAUGAGGGAGCGCCACCAGUGCGAGUCUGCGAUAGGUGCUUCGCAGAAGUGACGCAUCGGCUACAAAACGUGCAGCCUGCAAAAGCUAAAGCUACGCCGCAUAUCCGGGCGACUGAAGACUUGACCAAGAAGCUGCAGGCUGAGCUGGACCGCAAGAGACCCAACCCAGCGCCGGCCUCGAAUAGUGGCGGGGGCGGGGGCGGCCAGACGACGGUUCUGACGUGCAAGUCGUGCGGGAGCGUCAGCCUGAGCAGCGCCGGCAACACGCACUGCAGUGCCUGCGGGGCGGAUGCGAACAAGGCCCCAGCUACUUCCUCCUCCCGGUCGUCAGGAGGGGGCAACCGCCAGGCAGCGUGGAACACGGAGGGACCCCCUCACCUGUGGGAUCAGCAGCCAGCCAAGACAGGAGAGCGCACUCGCCAAGUGGCAUGUCCCACAUGCACCGUGCACCUGACUGUGAAAGUUCCUAGUCAGGGUACUGAAACGGUUGAGUGUGGCGUUUGCCAACACCCCUUCUUGGUCGCGGCAUGAUCUUUCUGGUCGCGGCAUAAGUUUUUGCUUGUUUUUCAAUUAGAGUGCUAAUUAGUUGACCCGCUUUUAAGACUUGGGACUACCCCUGUGAACCUGUUCGACGCUUCAUUUGUAAAUGUAGGUACCAUCCUCAAAGGCGUCUUCUGAUAUUCGUGGCCAUUGCAAAGGAUGUACAUUGAACAAACGUCUCUCACCUCUGCGAAAAGUGCUUUACAGACGAUAAUCAAUGCCAUGAAUGUGAUCAUCGACUUUCAUGCCGUUGGC